Molecule: messenger RNA, 7856 nt
Organism: Drosophila ananassae
Lineage: Eukaryota; Metazoa; Arthropoda; Insecta; Diptera; Drosophilidae
Gene: rk
Product: leucine-rich repeat-containing G-protein coupled receptor 6
Exons: 13
Coding region: 3366-7292 (1308 amino acids)
Biological process (GO): G protein-coupled receptor signaling pathway
Cellular component (GO): membrane
Molecular function (GO): G protein-coupled receptor activity; protein binding; protein-hormone receptor activity
Source: RefSeq, a predicted model, not a curated record
CGCCAAAAAUUAAAUAAAUUAUGCAACAGCUGUCAUUAAUAAAGUCGAGCGAAAAAAGUGAAAAAACAACAAAAAAUCGAAAAUAUCCCACAAUGAAUCAAGGUCAGCAUAAGGCAGCAUAAAUGCAACAACAACGGCAACGGCGGCAAAUUGAAGUUGCAUUUUGUGUUGAAAAUCCAGUUUUGUGUUUGGUGAGCUGCACUUGGCAAAACAUACACAAAAUCGAAACAACAAACAACAAAACAAAAGCACACGCUCUCGCACUGAACUGACGUUCAAGUUUUUGGUUUUGGCUUUCUGUGGAUUUCUUUUACAUAUCAAGUGAGCCAAAAAUUGAUUUAAUCAAGCCACACAAGUUUGCAUCUCAGGUCGAGAGUUAGCCGGUGAAGUGCUUUUUUGGGGAAAUAUAAAUUCACUCCAUGUCAAAAUCAAUUUUCAACACGAAAAUUAAACUUUUGCCAUAUUGGGUUUCAUAUUUUUCAUAUUUUGCGCUUUGAGACCCACUCCGCACUCCCCACAGAAACACCGGCUGGCCAACAGAAUGUUUUUUUGGGGCGUGUCAGUAUCUGGGUUCUUGUAAUUAAUCGCUGCGAAUGCAAAAAUUUAUGAGAUUUUCAUGAAUUUUUGAAGCCUUCUGUGGAGUUAUGUGGGCUGUCCACGGAUUGGCAUUGAAGUGCGUGGAAACCCAAAACAGAAAUCAACACACUCACGUGCGACUAUAUGCCAGCUGACCAUAUAUCAAUUAAAGUCACAGUCACAACAAAAUCGUGUGACAAUUAAAUCCGUAAAAUACCGAAACGAUUGACUUGGCAAUCGUUCAACUGUGAAAAUUUGCAUGGCUCGGCGAAAAUUGCGAUAAACCGCUUUAACGAUUAUGUGAUAAACGCCGAGAUUGAUCUGUCACAAUACGCACUCAAUGUCAACUAAUCAGUUUGGCAGCUAAAUACGCUAUAAUUAGUUAAUUAAGGCUUGUCCCGGUACAAAUUAGGGCUAAUAUUCCUGAUGAUGUAUUGCUUUUCCAUUGAAUCCUGGCUGCCAUUCUCCAUUAUCCUUGCCUUGGGAAUGUAAUCAAGUACCAUUUUAUUGCUUAAAGGGGUUUUAUUUUUCAGAAACGUUUUAUUGCAUAUUUUUAUGGGAGUUGAGUUCAUAACCUCUUAGCCACCCUUAUACAUUUAUGCAUAUUAAAGUAAACAGAAACUUUCGCCAGCUGCUGGCCAGGCCAGGCUCAUAUUAAAACGGGCUCGAUUCUGGGCAACAUCCACUCAGCUUGAAGUGGCUGAAAAGCCUUUCCAACAAUCUAUAAAUUCUCCCUCAAAUAGUUUCAAUCUGGAAAACGUGUGUUUGCAUUUGGCUGCCUUUAGUCUGAUUUUGUUUUCGCAAAUCGUGUUUCGCUAGGUCGUGUUUUACCUUUCUCCUUUUCUUCGCACCCCACUCAGGGCGUAAAUAUUUGAGUUUUCCUAUUCGUUUGCAGAUGGCUUUAGGUUUGUAGAAGGGAUGGGUGAAAGUUUGUCGGGAGGAUUUGUUGCUAUGCGGAGUAAAAACAAGAAAUACUUGGAAGAACAAAAAAGUCUUAUAUAGCGCUUUAAAAUUAUUUUUAUUAGGCUUCUCCUCGUUUACAAAGCCAUUUUCAUCGCCAUGUCGCUAGCCUGGACAUACUCUUUCAUAUUCACAUUAGAGCUACUAAAUAUUCUGUUUAUAAUCGAUAAGCACAGCAAAUAAAUAACAAUUGAUGCUUGUUUACAAUUAGCCAAAUCCGAGAGAACCCCGUAGAUUAUUAUUCAUGAAUGGAAACGAGUGGGGUCGCAAGCUGAUUCCCAGAUUCGAUUAGAGGAUUACAAUUCAAAUAAUCCCCUCUAUAAGAUGUCCCUUUUGCAUAUAAAGAGGGAAUCUUAAUCAGGAAGGGGUAUUUCUAGGUAGGACACACCAUUCAGAUACUUAGGUAGGUUUUUGGGGGAACUUUUAGGUGCAGUUUAUUGAUAUAUCAAGAGGUAUAUUAUAGUCGACUUUCUUCAUAGCUUUGGACGGUUUUUUUUAUUCCAUUAUCCACGGGCCACGUUUCCGAGGUGCCCAACUAUCCGCUCAGUUGUUGCCGCCUUCAGUUGCUAUUGGCGAGGUCAGUGGAACAUAAACAUGCCAUAAAUCAUCGGCAGAAGUGUGAGCGAUUCUGCGAUGUUGCGGUGGAGGCAGCGGUGGAGGCUCGUGCUGGGAAAUCUCUUUUAUUUUUGGACAUAUUUUUGUCCUUCCUCAUCCUGCAUCGGGCCAUCAUCGUGACAUUUCGGGCGCGCAGACUGUGAACUUAAGAUUCAUUUAGUCGCUUUUCCAUGCCAACGUAUGUACAUAUAUAGUACAUAUAACAAAAAACGAUUCGUCGACACUUUGUAGCCCAUUGCAAAUCUAAAACUGUCAACAGACUCAUUAAUUAUGACUCGGGGAUAGUGUUGAAAAAUGGGCCUUUCCCACCAAUUUUGCACAGAACAUUGUGUGCCAAAUUUGUCAUUCAUCAGCUUCUGGCCUUUUGUCUCUGACAGGAACAAGGCUCGGCUCUGGAUAGUUUGGGAGUUCGUUUUUAGCCCGGCUGAUUGAGGGCCUUUGUUGGUGUAAAGUGUUUGAUGGCCAGUUGGCUAAUUUUGUCCUGGCUGGUGCGCUGCCUGUUGGGGGAUUGAAAAAGUUUCCUUUGUGCGCUGAACCCUCGUCAUAAAUGAGGGUAAUGUGACAAAAAGUUUAUGAUGUUGCCCCAUUAAUGUCAACCAUUUUCAUGAGCUUUGUUUUAAGUGUUACACUAAAUUUAAUCCGAAUAGACUGUUAGUUAUUAUGAUGAACAAUGGGAGUCUAUUGGUCUCCACGUUGAUUCUAUUACCACGAUCAAGGUUCAGGUGAUGCAAAAUCAAUUUGCUUGCCCCCUCUAAUGUGAGUGGAAACCCCUCUAGCUGAUUGCGUAGUGCCACCGUCAAGUGGCAAUAAAUAAUAAUUUAGGAAGCGUAACUGACACCUCAUUAUCGCAUCCCCUCAGACAGCAUCAAUCACCGUGAUAACCAAAGAAAUCGCUGCAUUUGUGUUACGUGAAGCGUAAAAACGCAGACCAUCAAAGUGAAUUCCAUUUACUGCAAAAAACCGAGCUAACAAUAAAGUGCAACUGAAUCGGAAAGUGAACGCCGGGGUGAAUAAAGUAAAUAAGCGGCAGUUGCAGAGAAGUGAGUCGAUUUGUGGCGAGUUACAAGAACAGCGGCAACUGCGAGCUGAAAGCAACGGCAGCCGGGAAUCAUGAGCGAGAAACGAAUCGCACACAAAACUGUCAUCAAAUGACAAAUGCUUGACAGCAUCAAUCAACAACUGCGACGACAGCAGCGACGGCGACUGAGACUGAGAUGCCGACGAUGGCAGCAAGUUGCCGGCGGCGUCGGCAGAGCAUCAGGUUCUGGCUGCUCAGCCCUCUACUGAUGCUGCUGCUGCUGCUGCUGGUGCCGACGUUGCCAGCUCAGGUGGCAGGCGAGAAAACCAAAGAAAAUCGAACAAAAGCCAUGCAGCAGCCUGACUUCCAGGACUCGCUGCAACACAAUUUCAGCCAAGUUGCAGUAAACAAGUCCUUGGCCACGCCCACCGCAGCCAGCUUGCCCACCGGCAUCAGGGAGAAUGUGAUGCUGCCCUCGGCUGAUCCCGAACGGGAGGCCCAGAUCCUGUACGAGAAGUCUCUGCAAGAGUACCACGGGAGCCAGCUAUCCGCCACCGCCACCGCCUCCGGCAACUCCACCAGCGGUAAGCAUCCUUCGCCACAGCAGCCGCAGCGCACCCUGCACACCAUCUGCGAGCGGUGGCAGCAAAAGCACUGCCACUGCAGCGGCAGCCUGGAGAGCCUGCGACUCAGCUGCCGAGGGAUCGGUAUCCUGGCAGUGCCCGUCAACCUGCCCGGCGAGGUGAUUGUCCUAGAUUUGGGAAACAACAACUUAACCAAAUUGGAGGCGAACUCAUUUUUUAUGGUCCCGAAUCUGGAGGAGCUAACUUUGUCCGACAAUAGCAUCAUUAAUAUGGAUCCCAAUGCAUUCUAUGGUCUGGGCAAAUUGAAACGCUUGAGCUUGCAGAACUGUGGCCUCAAGUCCCUGCCGCCGCAAUCGUUCCAAGGACUCGCCCAGCUGACCAGCCUCAAUUUGGGCAGCAAUUUGUUGACAAUAAUAAACGACGAGGACUUUCCACGAAUGCCAAACUUGAUCGUUCUUUUGCUGAAGCGAAACCAAAUCAUGAAAAUAUCCGCGGGUGCUUUUAAAAAUUUAACCGCUUUGAAAGUUUUGGAACUGGAUGAUAAUUUAAUAAGCAGCCUGCCCGAAGGACUCAACAAACUGUCGCAUUUGCAGGAGCUGUCCAUGACCAGCAACCGAAUGCGCUGGAUAAACGACACAGAUCUGCCCAGGAGCAUGCAAAUGCUGGACAUGAGGGCCAACCCCCUUUCGACCAUUUCCACAGGAGCCUUUCGAGGAAUGACAAAAUUGCGGAAGCUGAUUUUAUCUGACGUACGCACUUUGCGAUCGUUUCCCGAACUGGAAGCCUGUCAUGCCCUGGAGAUUCUCAAGCUGGACCGUGCCGGGAUUCAGGAUGUGCCAUCUAACCUGUGCCGUCAAACGCCAAGACUGAAGAGCUUAGAACUAAAAACCAAUUCCCUGAAACGCAUCCCAAAUUUAAGUAGCUGCAGAGACUUAAGGCUGUUAGAUCUAUCAAGCAAUCAAAUAGAAACGGUCCAAGGAAAACCCUUCAACGGCCUGAAACAACUACAUGAUCUAUUGCUCUCUUAUAACCGAAUCAAGUCCUUGCCUCAGGAUGCCUUUUACGGAAUCCCCAAGCUGCAACUAUUGGAUCUGGAGGGCAAUGAGAUUUCGUACAUACACAAAGAAGCUUUUUCGGGAUUUACUGCACUGGAGGACCUGAAUCUGGGUAAUAACGUCUUUCCCGAGCUGCCAGAAUCGGGUCUGCGGGCGUUGCUCCACUUGAAGACCUUCAACAACCCGAAGCUAAGGGACUUCCCUCCGCCCGACACCUUUCCCCGUAUUCAAACGCUGAUCUUGUCAUAUGCCUAUCACUGCUGCGCCUUUCUACCCUUGGUGGCGAUGUCCUCGCAGAGAAAACCCUCUCAGGUCCAGGAAGCUGUCCUAUUUCCUUCGGACGCAGAGUUCGAUAUGACUUUGUGGAACAAUAGCAUGAUGAAUAUAUGGCCCCAAAUGCAUAACCUGAGCAAACAGCUGGGCGCCACCAUUCACGAUCCCUGGGAGAUGGCCGUCAACUUCAACGAGGAGCAAUUGCAAUCGCAGACUGGAGGCCAGAUCGCCACCAGCUACAUGGAGGAGUAUUUCGAGGAGCACGAGAUGAGUGGGCCCGGCACUGGCUACGGCUUCGGCACCGGGCUCUUCUCGGGAAUUUCCACAGAGGACUUUCAGCCCGGUGCGGUGCAGUGUCUCCCCAUGCCGGGACCUUUCUUACCCUGCGCUGAUCUCUUUGACUGGUGGACUCUGCGCUGUGGGGUUUGGGUGGUCUUCCUCCUGGCUCUAUUGGGAAACGGAACGGUGGUCUUCGUUUUGAUCUGCUCUCGCUCGAAGAUGGAUGUGCCAAGGUUUUUGGUCUGCAACCUGGCAGCGGCCGACUUCUUCAUGGGAAUCUACUUGGGCAUCCUGGCCAUUGUGGAUGCUGCCACUCUGGGCGAGUUCCGAAUGUUUGCCAUACCGUGGCAGAUGUCGCUGCUGUGCCAACUGUCGGGAUUCCUUGCCGUGCUGAGUUCAGAGCUCUCCGUCUACACAUUGGCGGUGAUAACGCUGGAGCGUAACUACGCCAUCACACAUGCCAUCCACCUCAACAAGAGACUGUCUCUGAGGCAGGCCGGCUACAUCAUGGGGGUGGGCUGGAUAUUUGCCCUGGUCAUGGCCCUGAUGCCCUUGAUGGGCGUGUCGGACUACCGGAAGUUCGCCGUGUGCCUACCCUUCGAGACUACCACGGGCCCGGCCAGCUUGACUUACGUCAUCUCGCUGAUGAUCAUCAAUGGAUGCGCUUUCCUGACCCUGAUGGGGUGCUACCUGAAGAUGUACUGGGCCAUCCGGGGCAGCCAGGCUUGGAACACGAACGACUCGCGGAUAGCCAAGCGGAUGGCCCUGCUGGUGUUCACCGAUUUCCUCUGCUGGUCCCCAAUCGCAUUCUUCUCCAUCACUGCCAUCUUCGGCCUGCAGCUGAUCUCUCUGGAGCAGGCCAAGAUUUUCACGGUGUUUGUGCUGCCUCUGAACAGCUGCUGCAAUCCGUUCCUCUACGCCAUCAUGACCAAGCAGUUUAAGAAGGACUGCGUGACCCUGUGCAAGCACUUUGAGGAAUCGCGGGUCGUCGGAGGCGGUCAAGGUGGUGGUCGAGGUGGCGCCCGCACCAAACGGGGCGAGCUGCCCCCACCGCUGCUGCCCACUGCCGCGGCAGUGGCUCAUCCGCCAGGUUGCCGAUGCCUAAGGAUGCUGCCCAGCGAAAUGCCCAACUGGCACAAGAUGGAGCAAACGCCCAGUCUGUGGCAGCGACUCAGAGCCUUCUGCUGCGGCGAAAAACGUCGACGACGCAAGCAGCGCCGCCAGCCACAGCAGCGGCGCCAAAGAGCCUACACGGCAGCAGCUGCCAAUCCGUACCAGUACCAGUUCGCCGAGCUCCGCCAGCAGCGUCAGAACCGAGCCAGCUCCAUCUCCAGCGAGAACUUCUGCAGCUCGCGAUCCUCCAGCUGGCGGCACGGACCACCCUCCUCCGCACCCGGACCGCCGGGUAACUGCAGUAUGCCUCUUAAGAUGAUGGAGCCUCACGGCCACAUGCACGGUCGCAGACGCCACUCCGCCUGGCUGAUCACUCGCAAGACAUCGCAGGACUCGAACCUGUCCAGCUCGCGAAACGACUCAUCUGCCUCGGCCACUACUGCCAGCACCUCUACUUUUCGGCUGUCGCGUUCCAGUGCAGGGAGCAGCACACCCUUGCCCUCGAUUAUAGCUCACAACGGAAAAGCGCAACUGGAGGCCGUGAAACCACGUCUGGUUAGACAGGAAGCUGUUCAAGAGGAGGAGGACUCUUCGCCGCCCCGCCUAGGAGUACGUUUUCUGCCAACCAUCCCCUCGGCAGCCGACAGUUCGGUCAUUAUGGAGGACGGCGAUUCCGCAAAUGCUGGAGUGGCUGGAUUUCUGGGCAUGCCGCUGCCAGGAGCCUCUAGUGGCUUCCUCAUCGCCCCCUCCUCCGCCCCACCGCCGGCUGUGCUGCAACCAGCCAAACCCCCGCCCGAUCCCAAUGACGCCCCGCCAUGAUGGUGGGACUUCGGCUGGCUGAGGAUGAGCAGAGCCAACCGGGAGACCUUUCUGUAGGAUGCACAUUGAACAGGACGAAAGCUGACUGUGUUCAUAGAUUGUAUUCGGGGUGGGGCGGGGCGAGGAGGGUCAAUGGAUGUAAUGACACGAAAUACACAAGACCCACAAAGAAGAUAUUAGAUUUAUAGUAUUAAGUAGUCAAUUUGUUAAGUUCCAACCGUACGAAAUGGAUGAAACUCAUUUUAAAACCCCAAUUAGUCAAGUCCCCCAUGCUCUUGUUAAGACCUAACUUCUUUUAAUGGGCUGUUUAUUUUACAAUCUAAAAAUUUGAUUUAUUUUAAAAUCGGCUUCAUGUUAACCAGCGGCCGGCAUUGACGAGAGUAUUAAUGUAUGUAUAACAUAAUUUAUUACAUUAGAUUACAUUCUUAACACUAAUCGUAAAUAUUUAGCGUAACUCUAUAUAGAUACAUAUAUUUAUGUACGUGUGUAUUGUGUUCGAUGAUGCCAAGCACUCAUCGCCGUAGACAUUGAAAAUGAAACCAAGCCAUAAACACUUAAAUUAAA